CCCGGCCUCCCCUUGAACGUGGGCAAGAGAGAGAAAUAAAAACAGAGAGAGAGAGAGAGAAUACUGCCUUCUUUUUUCUUCUGAAAAGUCCCUGUUUUACACCUCACCCUACCUCAGCUUUCAACAGCCUUCGAUCGAAAAUCGAAGCCCGGAAAAUAAAGAAAGAGAGGAGGGGGAGGGAAGAAAAGGGGGGAAAAAUCAUUUCUUUCUCUGCUUAUUUCAGAAGGGAAGACCGAAAAGCGCUCCAAAAUCCAACCUGUAAUCUUUUUACCUGCUGCUUUUCUCGUCGAUUUUGAGGGCUCGAGGAGGAUGAGCGAGUUCGAUGUCUUCGAUUCCCUUCCGGCGUAGUCGCAGCGGGUUUGGUUCUUCAUGGCAAAGCGAGUCUAUCAAGUUUGGAAGGGAAACAAUGUAUUCAUCUUCAGGGGAAGGCUGAUAUUUGGUCCUGAUGCUAGGUCUCUGUUUAUCACUAUUUCGCUCAUCGUUGUUCCCGUUGUUAUCUUCUGUGUCUUUGUUGGGAGACAUCUUCUCCACAAGUUUCAUCCCUAUAAUGCAGGAUAUGCGGUCUUGGUGGUUGCAAUAGCCUUUACAAUCCACAUUUUGUUACUGCUGCUGGUGACUUCAGCUCGAGAUCCCGGUAUUGUACCACGUGCUUCACACCCUCCAGAAGAGGAAUUCUCUUAUGAUACUUCUGAGGUUGGUGGGAGGCAUACACCCAGUCUACAAUUUCCCCGCAUUAAAGAAGUAAUGGUUCAUGGAAAGGCUGUGAAAGUAAAAUAUUGCGAUACCUGUAUGGUUUAUCGCCCUCCACGUUGUUCUCACUGCUCCAUAUGCAAUAAUUGUGUGGAACGCUUUGAUCAUCACUGCCCCUGGGUGGGACAAUGCAUUGGACAGCGCAAUUAUCGAUACUUUUUCUUUUUCGUUUCUUCCUCAACUCUUCUCUGCAUCUAUGUGUUUGCAAUGUCUGCACUGUACAUCAAGUUUCUUAUGGAUAACGAUUAUCCUACAGUAUGGAAGGCAAUCAAAAAGUCUCCUGCGUCCCUGAUACUGAUGAUCUAUUGCUUCAUUUCCCUGUGGUUUGUUGGUGGUCUCACUGGAUUUCAUUUAUACCUUAUUGGUACUAACCAGACAACCUAUGAGAAUUUCCGAUACAGAGCAGACAACAGGUCCAAUGUCUAUAACCUGGGUUGUCUGAAUAACUUCUUAGAAGUUUUCUGCACAAAGAUCAAACCAUCUAGAAACAACUUUCGAGCCUAUGUACAGGAGGAAGUUGCAAGACCUCCCACAAUCAGCCGUGCUAGGGAGGUAGAAGAUGAACCAGCUGGUGGCCCGCGUGCAAAAGUCGAAGAUGAUCUUGAGUUAGGUGGGGAUCUAUUGAAGAUCUCCCAGCGUCGUAAUUAUGAAGAGGUAGAUGAGGAGAUGGGUGGCAGAAACAGCAAUGGGAUCCACAGUGUUCUCUCAGAGUCCGAACUUGUGAUAGAUCCAGACACACAAGCUCCGGUUAGUAGAAGCGAGGUGAGGGAUUCGAGCUUGGGUAGGACAAGCAGGAACUGGGAUAUCUUACCGGACGUUAUGGCAACCAGUUCUUCCGCCACUGAAGGUGGAGUGCCAUUACAAAAGGAUGCACGUUAGUCAGUCAUACACCUAUUUAUACUGUGAAAAGCUGGGAUACUAUCAGAUGCUCGGAUCCUUUAAAAGGAAGAAAAGGGGAAAAAAAAAUGAAGGGAAAGAAAGAAAAGGCAGGAGGGCUUCUGCACUUGAACUGGUCUUUUAGGUGUAACAAGCUUCAUUUGUUCUUGCAGUAGGGCAUGUAUGUGUUGAUGUUUAGUUCAGUUGAAGAAGUGAAGGAAUUUGAAAGCCCUAGCUGGCUGCUUCUUUUUUUUCGUUUUCUUUUUCUAUUUUGCUGUUUAUGUUAUACUUUGAUCUGUGGAUUCUCUGAAUUGUGGCAUAUUCUUUCUGUAAAGCACUGUUGUAGUAGGAUGUCCGAUGUUAUCCAUAUUUUUUACCUCCUCUUUUAUCCAAAA
Messenger RNA from Phoenix dactylifera (date palm), 2021 nucleotides. RefSeq names its product protein S-acyltransferase 8-like. Gene Ontology annotation, biological process: peptidyl-L-cysteine S-palmitoylation; protein targeting to membrane. The record is from RefSeq and is a predicted model, not a curated record. Gene Ontology annotation, cellular component: endoplasmic reticulum; Golgi apparatus. Lineage: Eukaryota; Viridiplantae; Streptophyta; Magnoliopsida; Arecales; Arecaceae. Gene Ontology annotation, molecular function: protein-cysteine S-palmitoyltransferase activity.